CAUUUUCAGUCUACGCAUCCAACCUCCAAACCAGCAAUAGAAAAUUCCAACAUUUUCGCCAAGAUUUCAUGGGAUUGAAGCUUUCCUGCAUCAGCUGCCGGCGACGCUCGUCGUCGCACCAGCCGGCGCCGGCGCCGGCCAGGGUCAUCACCGCCGACGGCUCACUCAAGGAGCUGGCCGUCUCUUCCGCCGUCGCCGACGUGCUCCGCGGCGAGGGCGAGGGCCGGUCCUUCUUCGUGUGCAACUCCGACGCGCUCUACUUCAACGAGCAGCCGCCGGCGCUGGCGCCGGGGGAGGCGCUCCGGCCGGGGCAGAUUUACUUCGUUCUCCCGGCGGCGAUGCUCGGGCAGCCGCUAUCCACCGCCGACAUGGCCGCGCUGGCGGUGCGCGCGAGCGCCGCGCUCGCGGCCGCGGCCGCCAAGGCGCCGCGACGCCGAGGGGUUCGCCGCGGCGGCGGCGACAGGAAGAGGAAGACGGUGCGCGUCACGCCGCUGCGGGACGAGCGGCUCGACGGCGGCGACGUCCUGCUCCACGAGAAGCUCAACGAGCGGACGCUGGGUGAGUUCCCGGCGUCGUGGAGCCCGCCGAAGAGCGGCGGCGAGAAGCUCGCCGCGGCGGCGCGUUCGCGGCUGAAGCGCGUGCUGAGCAUCAUCCAAGAGGACGCCGAGUGAAGAUAGAUGAAGAUUCAGCUUUUUGUCCCCCUUCUUUUUAGGGGAAACAAUUUUUUCGUAUUUUUUUUCAGAAGCUUAGAGCUUAACACAAGUUUAAAGCUUUAAUUAAUUUGUUCAAUACUAGACUAGAUUUAGAAGGGAAAAAAAUACCCGGGGAGAAGAGAUCCAUGCAUGAUCACCCCUUGUAAAUACUACUUCAAUCUGUAGAUACAAUCAUACAAACCUACAAGAAUAUAUAAAAGUUGAUUUUGUAUUUUUAUGUACA
Molecule: messenger RNA, 936 nt
Organism: Oryza sativa Japonica Group (Japanese rice)
Lineage: Eukaryota; Viridiplantae; Streptophyta; Magnoliopsida; Poales; Poaceae
Source: RefSeq, a predicted model, not a curated record